Messenger RNA from Symbiodinium sp. CCMP2456, 1250 nucleotides. Lineage: Eukaryota; Dinophyceae; Suessiales; Symbiodiniaceae. The record is from the annotation of a GenBank genome assembly.
AUGUCAUCAUGCAUCACCAAAGAGAUUACGGCCUAUGUGGGGACCCCGAUCAGUGGUAUCCCGGUCGACUACUUAGAUACCCCCGGCGUGGGGGAUACCGAUGUGACGCCCAUGAAGGUCCUCACCAUGAUCGAACAGGAGCUUAUGACGGAUGAACUCGGAUGCUCCGACUCCAUCGACGGCGUGAUCGUCACCACGCCCAUCCCGGAUGGACGCGUAAAGCUCGGUGCACAGGUUGUGCAGCUUCUUGUCGAACAUGGCUUUCUUGGCGAGGAGAAGUGGCGGAACAUCAUCCUCGUUGGCACCAAAGCAGACCGUGCUACAAAGGAGGAGCUGGACCUGUUCCGCACCGACCGGCGUGAUGCCGCGGGGCAGGUUGUGGGAGUCGCAGCCCAGUUCUUCAAUGCUGCUCCAGGCGGUCAUGGCACCUUCGUGACGACAUCUCGCGACAACUAUGGGGAGCUGCGCAAGGCCAUCGCUGCCCUGCCGAACAUGAAAGUGAAGUACGCCACGCCCGACCCCAGCUUGAUGGCCGAGAAGUUCUCCGAGAAGCUUGGCUUGUCGAAGGAUGCCUUCCGGGCCGAGCUGCUUCAAGCGCGACAGGAGUUCGAAGCGAAGAUUGCCGAGCAGAUGGAGGAAAAAUCGCAGCUCCGGGCACAAGUGGAAGAGCUCAGGCUGGCACAGGAGAGGAGUCACCACGAGCACGCCCUCUUAGCGGAGACGAAGGAGAGGCAGCUGAGGGAGCGGGAGUGUGAGCACCAGCGGCUUCUGGUCGAGAUGCGCUUGGCCGGUCCUGCUGAGCGUGCGAAGCUUGAGGCGGAAAGGGACGUAUUGGAGAGGCAGCUGCGACAAGAGAAGGUGGGAUCUGUCCGAAACUCAAACCCGAAAGACCCGAGGACAGAGCAGCUGAAUCGUGAGAUGGCAAACUUGCGCACCGCGCUGCAGCAGAGUCGACAUCGAAACUAUGCCUUCGCGCCGAACACAAGUGGAGUCAGGAACUGCUCCCACAGCCACACGCGGAAUUGGGGCAAUGCCCAUGGAAAAGGAUGCAAGUGCCUGGAUUGCGGCGAGGAGCUGCUCUACAAAAAGAGGAGGCACUGCCCCGAUGCAUUGAUGAGGCAGUUGAUGAUUAGGAUCUUGGUGCCACUCUUCGGAGCCAUCGCGAAAUACCUGAAAGUACAAGCAUCAAAGCUUGAAUCCUCGAACCACAAAUACCACAUUGACAUGUUUACCACCUUCGACCAACAAAG